AUGUGCAGGUGGUUCGCGUACCUCUCGCCCAGCGAGGAAUGUCUCCUAGAAGACGUCCUGAUAACACCCGACCACAGUCUGGCAAAGCAAGUGCACGACCACUACCUACCCAAACUCUUCUCCCACCUGCCUGGCCAAGCAACGACCAAACAAGAAAUCAACCUCCGCAACCGGCUCUUCAACAUCGACGGCUUCGGCGUGGCAUGGUACACGCCCGUACGAUGCUCAUUCGCGCAGCGCACAACCACGACCAGUGACCCCUCAUCAACCAACACCAGCACCAACAACCUCCGACCGGCGCUCUUCAAAACAUCCUCGCCACCAAUGAACGACGCCAACUUCCACUCCAUCUGCGCGAACACGUCGACCACCGCAGUAUUCGCACACAUCCGGGCCGCGACGGGGUCUACGUCGGUGGCGUCGAUCAACAACCACCCGUUCGUGUUCGGACGGCACACGCUGAUGCACAACGGCAUCAUCGCGAGCUUCAGCGACAUCCGACGCCCGCUGCUCGACCUGCUCUCCAAGGCCGCCUUCGAGGGCGUCCACGGCUCCACCGACUCGGAGCACCUCGCCGCCCUGUACAUGACGUACUUGACCGGUGGCGGCGGUGGCGGCAUCGAGUCCUGGGAGCGCCAGUAUUCCGUGCAGCAGAUGCGCGACGCCCUGCUCGCCGCGUAUCGCAAGGUCGUCCAACUGCAGCAGGCCGCGCUCGGCGUGGACAAUGUCCAGGCCAAUAGUCUGAAUGUCUGUGUUACCGACGGUGCGCAGCUGGUCGCCUUCCGACUCAGGAAUCAUGCUGUCGAGCAGCCUCCCUCGCUGUACUACUCGACCAUGGCCGGCGUCACGUUGAAUCGUAAGUAUCCGGAUCUGCCCGCUGGUGGUGCCAAUCCGGAUGCUGUCAAGAGUAGUGCGGAGCAUGGCCGCCACGUUGUUGUUGCGAGUGAGCCUACGACUUACCGGGUCGAGGACUGGAUUUUGAUUGAGAAGAACCAUGCUUUAUUGGUCGAUGCCGAGGGGAACUGUGUUGUCGAGGACAUCGAGCCUCCAUCGGAGCUGCUGGCAUUGGCGGCGACUGGUAAUCAUUUUUGA
Exophiala bonariae is the source of this 1092-nucleotide messenger RNA. RefSeq lists its product as uncharacterized. The coding region runs from base 1 to 1092 and encodes 363 amino acids. NCBI's taxonomy places the organism in Eukaryota, Fungi, Ascomycota, Eurotiomycetes, Chaetothyriales, Herpotrichiellaceae. Gene Ontology annotation, cellular component: glutathione hydrolase complex; cytoplasm. The transcript has a single exon. Gene Ontology annotation, biological process: glutathione catabolic process. The record is from RefSeq and is a predicted model, not a curated record. Gene Ontology annotation, molecular function: omega peptidase activity.